AUAUCAUGCUUUGAAAAGGGGAUAAAGAAAUGUCAGAGCUGGAGAAAAUACUUCUAACUUGUUACAGAGAAAGUCGUUAUUCUUUAAUCGAAUUAUCACCCAUGGCUAUCUGAAAUUGCAAUCUUUAUGUCAUGAAAAACCCUAUAUCUCAGGUAUCAGGCUCUUCAUACUCUUCAAGCUUACAAAUUUCUGAACCUCCUGACAUUAAGGAGUGGUUUGCAAGUUACACUUAUCAAUCGCCUGUAUUGGACACAAAUGAAGACUUGUGUUUUUCUCAUGGGUUUGAUGAUGAAGAGAAUGGAUUGUAUGUUGAAGACAGUGAGUAUGAAGAAGAGAAAAUCGGUGUAGAUUUGAGAAAGCGGAACCACUCUGGCUUCCUUAAAUCUGCUAAGGAAACUAGGAAGCAUGAAGUUCCAUCUCUUCCUGCUAGUGAGGUUCCUGGCUAUCCAGAAUUGCUCUCACUUACAUCUGAGCCUCCUGACAUCACGAACUGGUUCUCUAGUUAUGUAUACGAAUCUCCAGAAUUAGAUAGUUCUGAUUUUGCUGCUUCACCCUCAAAUCGAUACACUUUUAGUAAUAAGGGCAAUGGAAAGGAAGAUCUUCCAAAGGAAUCACCUGAGACAAAAAUGAAAGAUGAAAUACUUAGCUGCUCCGAGACAAUUACAAGGCAUAGUGAAAUUGAGAACAAAAACCCUUCUACUCUCCGGGAGGAUGGCUCAGAAAGAGGCAACAUGUCUUCUGAGAAUGGUUGGUUUUCUGCAAGAACUUAUAAUCCAAGGACUUAUGCAGAAAAAAUCAGUGAUUGCGAUACCAACUCAACUAAUUCUGGUGUAUGCCCAAGAAUCAAAUCUGAAGAUAUGACGGCAAUAGUGCAUGCGGAGCAACUAUUGAGCUGUAAAAGCCAUUCGAGAUUGCCAAUAAAAAUUUCGUUCAAUGUUGGUAAUGAAAGUGAAAAGAAGGCAGGAAAGAAAUUUAAAGCUGCUGCAAAUGAGUCUGGCUGGAUUUCUGUAAAUGGAAAACCAAGAGUAGAAAAUCGCAGAAGUAUAAAAAACGAGAUGAAAGAAUACACAUCUGCAGAAACUGAGCUCAGUUUAAAGCGCAGAGCGAACACAAGGGAAAACAAGGAGAAUUCUCCUGUAAAGUCGGGUUUAUCUUCUGAUGGGCAAAAGGGCGGCAUAUUGAGAAGAAAGAUCCUUAGAGAAACAACGAACUUUGAGCAUUCUCGUGUGCCUGUGGUUUCUGGAAAAUGGAGGUGUCCGCAGAAAUGUAAACCAGACUUAGGACCUCCUUUGAAGCAGCUCAGACUUGAGAAAUGGGUUCAGCGGAAAUGAGAAGUUUUAGUCAUUAGUCAUCAGAAAUGUAAGCUAGUUAAGCAUAAAAGAGCACCAAAAGAAAAUGAAGUAUGAGUUUUUAGAAUAAACACUGCUCUUAAUUCCCACAUUUCCAUUGCAAGAAUGUAGGCAAUAUCAGUUGGGAGUUUUGGAUUGUGCUUAGUCACUGCUAAUGAGACUUUUCAUCAGAACUUUUGUUGAUGAACACCGGCACGUGAACUCUACAGCCCUCUUUAUACAAGUACUUCCUCCGUUCCAUAAUACUUGCUACAUUUUCUAUUUUUGGCAAUUUCAUAUUACUUGCUACAUUUCCGUUUUUAGUAAUAAAACAAUCAUUUAAAGUUCUAUCUACCUCUAUUUUUAUCCUACUCUAUACUCUAUACUCUAUAAUAAAAUAUAUACUAUACUCUAUAAAGUAACCUAACAACCUAUUUUUCUUUAUUCUUUUUCAAUUAACAAUAAUAAAAUACUAUACUCUAUAAAGUAAACAAUCAGCUACAGUGUAGGUCAAUCACUUUUCUUAAUUCCCGUGCCCAUGCAAAUGUAGCAACAAUUAUAGAACGGAGGAAGUAUAAGCUAACUAAUAAAGGUAGGAAAUAAUUUACACAUAUUCACCAAAUAUUACGUUUCCUAAUUUAACUUAGGAAAUAUUUUACUUUUCUGUACUCCCCCUCAAGUUAGAUUGUAGGGUUCAUCAAGGCCUAACUUGCAUAUUGCAUUGUCAAAAGCUUUGAAUGGUACCGCCUUAGUGAGGAUAUAUGCUAGUUUGCCUUUUGAUCCGACAAAUGGAAUGUUGAUGACCCUAUUUUCAAGUGCCAACCUUGCAUUUCAUUCUAAAAUGAAGCUUCUUGGUGUUGACUAUCACUUUAUCCGCAAACGCGUCCAAGGUGGAAGAAUAGGGUUACUAGUGUUCAUCAAGAUGAUCAACUUGCUGACUUCCUCACAAAACCUAUUGCACUUACCUCUAGGUAGUCCAUCUUGAGGGGCAUGCUAAGGAGAUCACACUAAUUGAACCCCAUUGAUAGCCAACGGCUAUAUUCCAUUAUCAGAAGAUUUUCGCUUUAAUAUUCCAUAUUACAUAUCUUCCCUGUCUAUAGCAAUACUCUUGUAAUCUUGUCUUGCAUUUUAUAUGUGAGGUUGUCUCACCUUUUUACCAUUACAUUCGCCCAUUGUGAUAAAAUACAUUCAUAUUUUUAGUUAAGUUGAUGCAAACCAUAUAGUUUGUUUUUAGAACAUCUUAAUUAUUAUGGAGCAUUAGUGAUUAUCUAAUAAUCACCAUCCUUUAUUUGGA
Molecule: messenger RNA, 2622 nt
Organism: Amaranthus tricolor (Joseph's coat)
Lineage: Eukaryota; Viridiplantae; Streptophyta; Magnoliopsida; Caryophyllales; Amaranthaceae
Exons: 6
Coding region: 132-1331 (399 amino acids)
Source: RefSeq, a predicted model, not a curated record